GAAGACUGACUGAACUUUAUUGCCUUCCAUCACAGUGAUCACUGUGGUGAAUGAUUAUGUUAAGUUCUGUCGUGUAUUGUCUUUUAAUUGUAUGGCUGCAUGGUAACUCAAAUAUCACUGUACCUCAAUUGGUGCAUGUGACAAUAAAUGUGAACUUAAACUUGAACAAAAUUCAACCAAAAAUGCAGUGGCACCGGUUUACUCACAUCGCCCAUUAAAUUCCUCCUAACUAAUAACUUUGUUUGGAGAUGCCAGUGUACUUUGCCCUCGGGUGUUUUUUUUUUAAUAUAAGAUUUGUUGUUUGGCAUGGUAACAGUCGAGCUGACAGUCUGACUGCUGUCACGUGAAGUUCUGGAAACAGAACGGAAGUAGUUUUCCGGGCUGUGGUUGCAGUUCUGUUGCUGCGUUUCUUAAAGAUACACAGAAACAGAGAGAGAGAGAGAGAGUGUGUGGAGGUGGGGGGGAUUAAUUUCGAGUUGUGAGCAGACUGCGUUUUGCAUGCAAUUCAAUUGGAGUUAAAACAAGGUUGGAUCCAGAUGAUAGUGUUUCACUGUUUGGGAGAGUUGAGGAGAUUUAGCAGUUGGACCCAGCCAAUGGAUCGAGCCGCCCGGGCUUGCUGACAUCAGGCAGCUUGAUCCGCCCAGUCGGAGGCAGCAAGUAGCAUCGACCUCCGAGGCGGCGCCGCCAACCGCACCUGAAGGUGAGAGACCGAAGCACGGGAGCACCGACUCGCUGCUGGAACAGACCCUACCUGUGGACAUGAGCAGCACCGUAAGGAUCCUGAGAUGUCCAAAUUCUUCUCGAGAACAUGCAAAUACACCUCAGAACAGACCAGAGGAAAACGAUGAAACUGACAGCGAAAGUUUUCCUUCAAGAUCGCAGAUCGCAUCAUCUGGGCAUUACAGGCCAGUGGCAGGCAAUUGCUGCUCCAGUGAUCAUUUUGGACAAUUCUCAUCGUCCUCAGCAUGUUCUACAGAUUUCUCUAAAGGUGUCGACAGUACUAACGCUGCCACUCCAUUUCAACACUUGAAUAACUAUUGCGGAUCCCCGGCACGAUAUGUUGAAAAUUGGCACGGUCCUUGUUCUUCUUUCUCCAUGGGAGGUUAUACUUCUGAACCUGCUGACAACUCAUUGCUGAGUACCGGCAUGGCUCGCUCACCGCAGAAUGGAAGCAUUGUACCGCCAUCAUUACAUGGCACGCUUGGACUGACGCAUCUUGAACCAGGGUAUCCUUUGGUGUCUUAUCAAGUUCGACCGCACAGUCCUGUUUUGCAACAGAGCAGUUACCGACCUGGUGUUUCGGUGUAUGUUCCAGAACCUCGUCGUCUUCCUGCCAGAGUGGACCACAACCCUUUUGGGACACCAGGUUACCUAUGGAAUUUUCUUUUCAAUAUACUAAGGAAGCAUAAUGAAUUGAUUGAAAAAGAUUCUGUACCAGUUAGAGUGUCUGUAUUACUAUGUACAUUAUUUUGUCAUUGGUUGUCAGAGCUGCAUUGGUUGUUGCGGAGUAAAAGUGGUGCACAACUGCUUUGAAGACUAGCUAGUCAAAUAUUUGAUCUUUUUUUACUCCAUGUGAAAUUCCAAAAGCAGCCAAUGAGCAAUUAUUUUUGAGGUGUGGUCAUUAUGUUUGAAGGCAAACACAGUAGCAGGUUAGUGCAUAGCAUGUUCACAGUAUAGCUGUAAGGUAGUCAGUUUUGUUGGUCGUAGGGAAUACCAAGGAGAUGCUCCUUUUGUGUGAUCUUUUACAUAGUUUGUGUGCAAGGAGUAUCUUGGUUUUAGUUACUGCCCCUUCUGAAGGAAAGCAGCUUCAAUAGUGUAUUUUCCACCGCCUACUGUAUUGAACAUGUUUCAAUGAUACGUGCUUCAAUUAAGUCAUGGUCCAAAGAAAUGUCAGACUUAUGAAGCAUGACCUGAAUGUUUAUUCUACGUCUCUUUGUGCUUAUCUUUGUUUUUGUGUCUUCACCAUUACUUGCUUUCUAUUCAAAAGCUCACUGAUGCUAAAAUACAUCCAGGGCCUGUCCAACCAUUCUGCCUUUCUGGAGUAAUUUUCAUUUUCCAUUGCUGGAAAUCAACUUUUGAUAAAUUUCUAAAUUUUAAUCCUUGCGUUCAAAUUGUGUUUGUCUGGGAGGUGGGAAUAGAUAAGAAUAGGUGGGGAGGGGGGAAAAUAUUCCAGUGUUUUAAUCUGUCAGUACCUGUACUGUUAUACAUGUUAUCUUCCAAAGAGCGUGUAUGGUUGUGAAGCUGUUGGUUAAAUGUGAUUGCGCUGUAGCAAUAUAAAAAUGGGCCUUUCAAUCUAACAGGGUCCUGUAGUUUGAAUGUUUCACACGAAUAACAUCCUUCUCUUCUCCACCCAUAUAAGAAAUGGGAGGGGGAUGUGGUCAAAGGGCCAUUCUUACCCACUCCACCAUUCGAUAUGUUCUUGUUUGAUCUUGUGUGUGUUUCAGUGAGGGUACAUCUCAUUCUUCUAGGUUGGUGAGUACAUACCCAGUCUGGUCCGUCUCUUCCCAUAUGACAAUGUGUCCCCUUUCCUUUAUGCCAGUCAUAAAUCUGGUAAACCAACACUACUCACUCUGUUAAAAGUUUAUCCUUUCUGAUGUAGGGAAACCAGGGAUGCAGUGCUGCCAGAGCUCACCGGAACGCCACUCCGGCACCUCUUUUAUAUUUAAAAAAAUAAAA
Leucoraja erinaceus (little skate) is the source of this 2676-nucleotide messenger RNA. RefSeq lists its product as uncharacterized. The coding region runs from base 760 to 1533 and encodes 257 amino acids. Lineage: Eukaryota; Metazoa; Chordata; Chondrichthyes; Rajiformes; Rajidae. The record is from RefSeq and is a predicted model, not a curated record. The transcript is spliced from 2 exons.